Eucalyptus grandis is the source of this 1869-nucleotide messenger RNA. RefSeq names its product disease resistance protein RPV1-like. Lineage: Eukaryota; Viridiplantae; Streptophyta; Magnoliopsida; Myrtales; Myrtaceae. The record is from RefSeq and is a predicted model, not a curated record. The transcript has 4 exons. Bases 1 to 1869 code for a protein of 622 amino acids. Gene Ontology annotation, biological process: defense response.
AUGGCUCAAGUGGGCGUAUUUAGUAAAGAGGUCCUGAACCAACCUGAAGGUAUCUUGCGUUAUGAAGUUUGUGGAAUGAGAUUUGAUUUAGCACUUCAUUUGUUUUAUAAGCAUGCAUUUAGAAGUGACUCCGCUCCAAAAGAAUAUGGUGCUCUUUCAACAGAAAUUGUUCGUACAGUGGGCAUGCUUCCCUUGGCCGUCGCGGUGAUAGGGUCCAAUCUUUUUGACUGGGGCAAAGAUUUGGAGCAUUCAGAUAAAAGAGAAGUAUGGGACGAGACACUAAAGAAGUUAAAGGAAGGUCCUUUUAAGGAUGUCCAAGAUACAUUAAUGAUAAGUUAUGAAAGAUUAGAGGAUAAGCACCAAGAAAUAUUUUUGGAUAUUGCUUGCUUUUUCAUCACUACCGACAAAACAUAUCCGGUUAUCAUGUGGAAGGAUUGUGGAUACUUUCCCAGCAUUGCAAUGAGGGUUCUAUCUCAAAGGUCCUUUAUCAAAAUUAAAGAGGACAAUAGAUUUUGGAUGCAUGAUCAAGUUCGAGACUUUGGAAGGUACAUUGUUCUUCAAAUAUAUCCUCGCAAGUUUUGUAGGGUGUGGAUUCCCAAGGAUGCCCUGAAACUACUGGAAGGAAAAAGCUCUGUAAAACGUAUGUUGCAUGCUCAAUAUCGAGUUUGUCAUGUGCAGAGAAAUGAAGAUGUGGAAGCACUAAGCAUGACUUCCGAUGGCUGCAGCCGUAGCAUUGAAUCUAAAGAAUUAGUUGCUCUACCAAAUCUAAGGUUCUUUCGAAUGAAAGGCAUCGAUAUUUUGGGCAACUUCAAGAACCUUCUUUUGGAGCUAAGAUGGUUUUCUUGGGAAAUUACGCAUAAGGAAUUUUAUGCAAAGAGUUUUCAUUUUCCUAAUUUGGUUGUGCUAGACCUUUCAAGAAGCAAUAUCGAAGAUGACUGGGGUGGAUGGAGUCAAAUGCAGAUGACUAAAAAAUUAAAAAUUUUGGAUUUAACGGAUUGCACAAAGUUGACGAGGACACCUGACUUCUCUAAUUUCACGUCUUUGGAGACGUUAGUACUUGCUCGAUGUUCCAACUUAAUCGCAAUUCACCCCUCCAUUUCUAAGCUUCAACUCCUAGAGACUUUGAAUGUCAAAGGGUGUGGUUCUCUUCAGGAGUUGCCUGAAGAAGUCAGUUCUCUACAAUCUUUGAAGCAUAUCAUCAUGCCUGAAAAUUUUCAACCCUUGAAGCUUCCGGAGAGAUUUGGCAACUUGAAAUCUUUGUUGAGUCUUAGAUUAAGCCUGCACCCCAAAAUGUGCCGACUUCCAGACUCAAUUGGAGGGGCGAUGAAUAUUACAUGCUUAACUUUACGCGAGUGCGUGGGGAUAAAGGAACUUCCAAGCUCAAUUGGGGAAUUAAAAAUGUUGGAAGAGCUGGAUAUAUCAAACUCAGGCAUAGUUGAACUACCUGAUCUGAUCGGAAACUUAAAGAAACUAAGGGUGUUGGCACUAAGUAGAACGAAGAUAAAGGAGUUUCCCCAUACUAUUGGAGGACUGGAGAUGCUUGAAGUUUUAGAUGCCCACAAAGCCUGGGAUCUGACAGAUAAGAACUUGGAGGAAAUUGGGAAGCUAUUUCAUUUGAAGACAUUGAUCUUAGCAUUUACUAGUGUUUCUAGACUGCCUCCAGAGAUAAGUCGUCUCCAUCUCCAAAAACUUGAUGUAGGUUCAAUUGACCUUCAACAAGUGCCGUCUCUUCCAUCAAGUUUGAAAUUCCUUGUGGUUCAAGCUAUGGACUUCUCUGUUGUCCCUCACCCCUCAAGCAUCACCGAUUUAGAACAACUGGAAUUAUACAGAUUCAGCGGGACUAUGACUCAAAACUUAAAGCAGCUUUGA